AUACAAACAUGUACAAAUGUUUGAAAUUAACGUUCUUUGGCGCGCCAGUAUUUUACCAAAUUGUAAAAUACAGUAACUUCUUAAAUUUGGUUUUUAACCCGUUACUAGUUUGAGACUGACACUUUGGAGCCACAGCUUAAUCCUCUUGCUUCGUAUACAGCUUAAACUAUCAUCAUCUACCUUAUCGCCAAGCAACUGUACCACUGUUGCUUCCUUUGCUGCCAUGUCGACUCCCACCAAAUCUUUCCCAUUUUCCUCUUCUCCUUCCUGUUUCUCUUAUGCACUAUCUCCCCCAAUUCGAACUUUCUUUCCUUCAACUUUACUCCCUUCUCACAAGCUCAUAUUUACCCCUAACACUGCACAAAAACAAGAUAAACUACCUUUACCUUUUCAAGAUUCCAGGAUUUUACUGCUCAAAUGCAACGCCAUCACCAUCAACGACAGCUCCACAAAUUCUUUCGUUGAUUCGGGGGUGAUGUUAUUUGCACUCUUUCGAGAAAUUGGGUUCAAUGAGACUGAUACUGAAACCCUUUUGGACAACCACCCGGUAAUCAAAAUCACUCCUUUCGAAUCCAUACGUACAAGAAUUCAUUCUUUGCAGGCCCUUGGUGUUAGUGGUCUUUCACUUUCAAGAUUGAUUGUGAAAAGACCAGAUGUUUUAACAGCAACCGAAAUUGAUGGUGUUGUUUGUUUUCUACUCAAGGGUGAUUUGGAGUUGGCAGGAAAAAUCAAAACUUCACAAAUUGAACAUCUUUUUAACACAACAGAACCCAAGUUUCUUGCAGGAUUUGAAGGAAAGGUAAGAUUGUUACUCCAACUUGGGAUUACUCAAGAAACUAUUGUUCAUGUUUUGAACAAUGCCAACUUAACGAAGGCAUUUUGUCUCAAAUCAUUUGAAGAUAUAGAAAGGAUACUCAAUUUCUUGAACCGUUUUGGCGGUGUUGAUUUGAUCCUUCGUCGUCCAGCACUUCUCAAUUAUGACCUAGACGCGCAGUUGAUUCCGAGAGUCGGUUUCCUCUUGGAGCUGAGUGGAGGUGAUGAGAUUGGAACUGCAACCGUAUUGCGUAAGUUGCCAUUUGUUGUUGCAUACAGUGUUGAUCACUUAAAAGAUCAUGUAGAGUUCUUGAAAUCAUUUGCUGGAUUAAGUGAGGAGGAGAUUUUUCGAAUUGUUUUAGUUUAUCCCAAUAUGUUUAGUGCCAGUAGGAAAAGGAAAUUGCAUCCUCGGAUUGAUUUUCUAAAGCAAUGUGGGUUGACUUCUCAUGAUAUAUUCAGAUUCUUAAUAAAAGCUCCUUUAUUUCUAAGUCUGUCAUUUGAGGGGAAUCUUGCUUACAAGCUGGUCUUUUUGGUGAAGAUUGGGUAUAAGAAGAAUACUAAGGAAUUGGCAAUGGCAAUGGGAGCUGUUACCAGGACUAGCUGCAAAAAUAUGCAAGAGGUUAUUGGCGUAUUUUUGAACUACGGCUUGACUUGUGAUGACAUUUUGGAGAUGAGCAUGAAGCAUCCGCAGGUAUUGCAGUAUAAUCAUGAGUCAUUGGAGGAGAAGAUGGAUUAUUUGGUUGAGGAGAUGGGUCGUGAAGUUGGGGAGCUAUUGGCUUUUCCUGCAUUUCUUGGGUACAAGCUUGACGGAAGGAUUAAACACAGGUAUGAAGAGAAAAAAAAGAUCUUAGGGGAAGGCAUGUCGCUCAAUAAACUCCUUAGUGUGUCUGCAGCAAGAUUCUCAACAAAAAGCAAGAGGAAGCAACGAGUUCCUGCCAUUAAUGGCCUUGAUGAGAGUGAUGACUGAUUUGGAAUGAUUUAUGGUACAUUAUUUGUUGUCAUAAUCAUGUGAAAACCUCUAUUAAAUGUUAAAACCAAAGGUUUGAUGGUUCGGUUAGAUCAACUCAGUUUUGCUUCCUUUGCCGACUAUAGAACGUGCGUAUGGACAUAUUUGCAGGGGAAUGGAAGAACUUCUGGACAAUGCCGUCUUUCAUUUGCUGAGCAUCGAAUGCUCGGGUAUUGGUGUUCUUCAUGGCUGAGUGAGGACAUGAUUUCAACUUUUAGGUUGUCUAUUGGUAAAAUCAGGGCACUUUAUGAACUAGUGAUCGUACAUUAGUGCAAGUGCGCAAUAACAACUUUGUAUCACAACUGGAAGUUGACGGCACACUGAAGCUUCUAUUUCUGUUGAAGAUGUAAUACAGAGCUGCUGAACCCUUUUAUGUUGACACUCUUUAAAAAUGUAAAUCAGUAACAUAUAUUGCAAAUUCUGAACUAUCUAAUGCCUAUAUUUCCUCUUAGAAUUACGUGCAUAUGUGCUUUCCAAAGCCAAAUUACAGUUAUACUAGGAAAAGACUGCCAUAGAGGAUGUUGUUUUGAAUUUCUUGUUCAUUAAAGUGUCAUUGUUUUCCGUGAUCUGAUCGUUGAAUAUUGAGUUGGCCUCCUGAUUCCUACU
Lycium ferocissimum is the source of this 2425-nucleotide messenger RNA. Its product is annotated as transcription termination factor MTERF8, chloroplastic. Gene Ontology annotation, molecular function: double-stranded DNA binding. Gene Ontology annotation, biological process: regulation of DNA-templated transcription. The transcript has 2 exons. NCBI's taxonomy places the organism in Eukaryota, Viridiplantae, Streptophyta, Magnoliopsida, Solanales, Solanaceae. The record is from RefSeq and is a predicted model, not a curated record. Bases 224 to 1780 code for a protein of 518 amino acids.